GAAACCUCGAUAGUUGGAAACCUGUCUUGCAUGGAGCUGCACGACCAGAAAGCUCCAAUGACAAGAGCCAACCCACGUUUGUGAUGAUCCCUCUCCAUGCAGCCGCUCACCGAUCUCUCCUCCGUUCGCUCCCGAACCCUCUGCUGAGCUCUCUCCUCCUCUCUCCGCUCCACACCCGGUCUCUCCCUCCCCACAGAGACAAGCCCACGAGCUGGAACACCACCCACGCUUUCGUCCUCUCGAACCCGCUCCUCUCCCUGCUGGAGCGAUGCCGGUCCAUGUCCCAACUGAUGCAAGUCCAAGCCCAGAUGGUGGCCACCGGCCUGGUCUCCGAUGGGCUGGCUCUGAGCCGCCUCGUCGCCUUCUGCGCCAUCUCGGAGUCGCGGGACCUCGAGUACUGCGCCAAGAUCCUGUACGGCGCGGAGGACCCGAAUGCGUUCUCGUGGAAUGUGGCGAUCAGGGGCUUUGCAGAGAGCGAGAGACCGAACGAAGCGUUCGUUCUGUACCGGCGGAUGUUGAGGAAUGGCGGGUCGAAGCCGGACAAUUAUACUUAUCCCCUGCUGCUGAAGAUAUGUGCUAAUUCGUCGAUGAAUCGUUUCGGCCGCGGAAUUCUUGGCCAUGUGGUGAAGUUGGGAUUUCACGGCGACUUGUUCGUGCGCAAUGCGGUGAUCCAUAUGUUUGUUUCGUGGGGCGAGGUGGGGAAAGCACGUGAGGUGUUCGACAGAAGCCCUGUGAGAGACUUGGUUUCAUGGAACUCCUUGAUCAAUGGGUAUGUGAGGAGUGGGCUCGCGGGUAAUGCUUUGAGAGUGUAUCGUGAGAUGGAGGCAGAGGGUGUUAUGCCGGACGAGGUCACGAUGAUUGGCAUGGUCUCUUCAUGUGCCCAAUUGGAGGAUUCGAAACUAGGGAGAGAAUUUCACCAAUUGAUUGAAGGGAAUGGGUUGACUUUGACUGUGCCUCUCGCCAAUGCUCUUAUGGACAUGUACAUCAAGUGUGGGGAUCUCGAACAAGCGCAGGAAAUUUUCGAUAACAUGACGAUGAGAACUUUUGUUUCUUACACUACGAUGGUUGUUGGAUAUGCAAGAUUCGGGUUUCUAGACAUGGCCAGGGAGCUUUUUGAUGGCAUGCCUCAAAAGGAUGUUGUUCCAUGGAAUGCAUUGAUAGGUGGCUAUGUUCAAGCUAACCGUAGCAAGGAGGCUCUAGCCUUGUUCCAUGAAAUGCAAUCCAGUAACACAAGACCAGAUGAAGUUACGAUGGUUACUUGCUUAUCGGCUUGCUCACAACUAGGGGCUCUUGAAGUUGGGAUAUGGAUUCACCACUACAUAGAGAAACACAAGCUUUCUCUCAAUGUUGCCUUGGGAACUGCUCUUAUCGACAUGUAUGCCAAGUGCGGAGAUAUUCCUAGAGCUCUCCGUGUUUUCUUGGAAAUGCCGAUGAAAAAUUCCUUAACCUGGACGGCAUUAAUAUGCGGUUUAGCUCAUCAUGGAUAUGCACUGGAUGCGAUAUCCUUCUUCAGGGAAAUGCUUGGUGACGGGCUGAAGCCAGAUGAGGUCACAUUUCUAGGGGUGCUAUCAGCUUGUUGUCAUGGGGGUUUGGUUGAAGCUGGCCGUAAUUUCUUCUCUCAAAUGACUUCUGAAUUUAAUCUGUUCCCAAGGCUUAAGCACUAUUCUUGCAUGGUAGACCUUCUUGGACGGGCUGGUUUAUUGGAAGAGGCGGUGAAGCUUAUUGAGGGCAUGCCAAUAAAGGCAGAUGCUGGAGUUUGGGGCCCAUUGUUUUUUGCUUGUCGAGUUCACAGGAAUGUCCUCCUGGGACAAAAGGUGGCUUUAGAACUUCUAAAGUUGGAUCCUCAUGACAGUGGUACUUAUGUUCUACUGGCGAAUAUGUAUGGAGAAGCAAACAUGUGGGAAGAAUCUAGGAAGGUGAGGAAGAUGAUGACAAAUAGAGGAGUAGAGAAGAUACCAGGAUGUAGCUCAAUUGAGGUUAAUGGAGUUGUUCAUGAGUUUAUUGUUAGAGAUAAAUCACACCCUCAAUCAAAACGGGUUUAUCAAUGUCUUGUCAUAUUGACAAGGCAGCUGCAUCUUGUUGAGAAUAUGGUUGAUAUUUCUAAUUUGGGUGACCAUCCUCUUUGAAUAUGAUUGAUCCCCGCCGGUGGCUUGAGGCUACUGCAGCAUGUUGACUUGAGCUCGGGUCUGAUGGGCACAUUACGAUGCUCCAGAAAUUUGAAGUGGUUUUCAUUUUAUGGGCACUUGCAGCAUGCAGGCAGCUGGUCAAGUUCACACGGGAUGAAAAUUAUUUACCAGUUAUGCCAGCUUCUCCAGAAGAAAGCUUCCCUGCCAAAGUUCUCAGUCUGCUAACUUUAAAGCAGUUCCUGCUCUGGUUGAUCUUUUGCAAUUCAUGAUACUGUUUCAGCGGUCCUGGCACUUAGAUGACUAAAUGCUGGUUAGCUCUGGUCUGUCAAAGGGAUUCAGUGAUGCUGUGUCACUAUUACUUGAAUCCUGCACUGACAGUCGGGUCGAGCAAUUUUCUGCCACCAAUUUAAAAUUUAUACUAUUGCUUUUUUCGUCUACUAGUUAGACACUUUAUCUAAGUAUUUCUCGUGCCUAAUCCCAACAGGUAUUGUAAGGACAUGGAAUAAAGCCGGAUAUGUAGUGGUAGGCUAAGGAAGUCAAAGAAGUAGUAUAUGAUCCAUUUAGUACAGGGAGCGAGUGAGGUUGGCUGCUUCCCCUGUGUUCUGAAACAAGAGUUUGCCAUCAUUGUACUCUGCAGGCAUCUUGAAAUCUGGUUCUUUGACCACUAUACCCAAUCAUCCUCGAUGCUUGUGAGUGAUCUGAAGUUGCUGAACUAUGAAGUGAAACAUUUGGAGUUUUGACUGAAUAUUUGCUUUGAUUUCUGGGAUUCUGGGAUUACGAGGAUUCUGCAAUCUUGUAAUAGCUAAUUUAGUAUUUUUCUCCCCUUUGAAGUUAAUCUUGGAACAGAUGGUUCUAUUAAAGCGGCGAUGAUUGUUGGUCGUUAAACGAGCUCAUGAAUCAAAAUUUUCAACUGUUAAUGUGUGAUUUCACGAUGUACUUGAUCUUUGCAAACAUGAAAGCGUUAGAUAAUGUGGAGUGGUUUGGCUGCAAUACGGAAUGAACUCAGCCAAGCAUAAAACAUCCUAGAUGCUUCACUCUAAUCUACAGGCAAGUUCCUGCGCACCACUAGAGUCGAAGAUAAUGGAUUUCCAAGCAGGAUUUUGGUUUCUAUAGUUUUCAAAAGUGCAAAAUUUUACUAGUGAUUUUCUGUUUCUCUCCAUACUUCUAUCUAAACGACCCGUCACAUGAACAUCGUUAACCUCUAUCUGCACAUGGAUUAAAAUGCAGUAUUCAUAUCUGUUAAUAUAGUGCUAGUAUCCUGAUCAGUAGCCUUGCUGUUGUUUGGGGGAGUGGAAAGAACACUUGUAAGAAGUAUUGACCUGAAAAAGAUUCUCAUUCAGUGUACAGAUAGGAAUAAUUUUCUUCCUGAUUAUGUUUGCUCUUGAUGCAGGAUUCUUGUCAUUGGUGACUUGCUAUUCAACAGGAGCAUAUGGUUUCAAAUUUUCAAUCCACUCCCUCCCUUUUUCCAGGCUUAGUCCAGUCCUUUUUGCCUCUUGUUGCAGAAGAAUGUGAAUGGGGAUUGCACAUUGAUUCCUUCGAUCUGCUGUUGUCUGAGAGGAACCGAGUGAAUCAUCUUGCAGCAAAAGACAAGUUGCUGCUGCUGCUGCUGGUGCCGCUUUUCUCUUUUUCUAUUGUCUGGUUAGUGCAAGAAUGUGUGCUGCUCCAAAAUACCCUUCUCUGAUCCGACGGAGCCUGUGAUGUCGUGCCCUCCAUUUCCUUUAAAAAAAAAAAAACAAUUCAGGAAAAAUCAAAGUGGGGUUGAAAAGAUAAAGAUGGUGACACCUCAGUUUUCGCCUUUUGUCUUUCCGCCUAGAGAUGCCUUCAUGCCAAAACAAGCUCAUUAUUACUAUAAUUAUUUCUGUACAUUACAUCUGCUUGUGUUGAAGAUAGCGUGAAGAAAAACAACAUGCGUCUUUUCUCCACUCUCAAGCAAGCUGACAAAAAAGAAGGUUCUCAUCUCAUCCCAUUUCAUUGGAUGAAGCAAACAUCUUUUGUUUUUUUUUU
Molecule: messenger RNA, 4130 nt
Organism: Rhodamnia argentea
Lineage: Eukaryota; Viridiplantae; Streptophyta; Magnoliopsida; Myrtales; Myrtaceae
Product: pentatricopeptide repeat-containing protein At2g22410, mitochondrial
Exons: 2
Coding region: 84-2126 (680 amino acids)
Biological process (GO): RNA modification
Molecular function (GO): RNA binding; protein binding
Source: RefSeq, a predicted model, not a curated record